ACUCCACAAACCAGAGAUGGCAGAGUUAAUUUUAAAGUUUUUUUCUUUGCUUUUUUUGUCAUCGUGUAUCUUGAUUAUUUUGAAUUUAUUAGACAAUAGGAUAAAAAGCAUCAGCUGGUCAACCUUCAUAGAAAUAGAUGACAGUGAAUCGGAAGACUUUGUGCUUGAGAGGUACAGGGCAUACUGGGAAAGAAAAUUAAAAUCAGGACCACCACAUCCUGACUUUGAAGCAGAAAUAGCAGAAAUAGCAGAUUCAGCAAAAAACAACACAAUACAACGCAUUGUAGCUGAGACCCCCAUGGCUCUCCUCUACAAAAAAGACUUCAAGAAGCUUCCUCGGUGGGAUUUUGAAGAUGUUUACAGCAAAGAUACUCAACAUAGACGACCAACAUGUGCUCAGUCUCUACGAAACACUCAGGAUGAGAAAUUCAAGAAGGCUUUUCUUCCUAACAUACGUUUGUUUCUGCACAAAGACAACAUUAACAUGAGCGAGUGGAAUCGCCUUUCACAUUUCAACAGUCCUUUUGGGUUUAUGAACUACAAAUAUGAUGAUGUGAUGGAUUCAGUGAAGCUGAUUCCAAAGCCAAAUAAGCCACUGCUUCUCCCAAAACCAGGUGGUGAUGGCUGUGUGCGCUGUGCUGUGGUAGGUACUGGAGGAAUCCUGAACGGCUCAAAGAAGGGAGUGGAGAUCGAUGGCCAUGAUUACGUUUUUCGGAUGAAUGGUGCCAUCACUAAGGGUUAUGAGGAAGAUGUAGGAAACAAAACAUCGGUUUACGUUCACACAGCCCACUCCAUCACGACAUCACUUUACUUGCUCAAGAAGUACGGGUACAAAUCUGCCCCUCAUGACGAGGGUAUAAAAUAUGUGUUGAUUCCAGAGGGGAUGAGGGAUUUCCAGUGGCUAAAGGCUCUUCUGAGAGGAGAAAAGGUCUCUGCUGGCCCAUACCGCAAUAAACUACCAAGGACCUACUAUUCAGGGCAAUACAAUGAAAGUCGUUUCUACGUUCUGCACCAGGACUUCCUCCGAUAUGUGCGGAACAGGUUCUUACUGUCACCUAAUCUGAAUAAAACAUACUGGUCUUUGGUCAGACCAACCAACGGGGCAUUCACUGUCUUCUUGGCUCUGCACACCUGUGACAUAGUCGAUGCAUAUGGAUUCAUGACUGACGACUACGUCAAAUAUCCUAACUACUAUGUUGAGAAAAACAUGAGCAAAGUCAUUUUCUACGCCAACCAUGACUACAUUUUGGAGAAGAAUACAUGGAAAGACCUUCAUAACAGGAAAAUAAUCAGGCUGUUUCGAAGAACUGAGUCAAAAGCAAAGAACUAAAAGCAACGCUGACAUGAUCAAGAUUUCUGAUUACCAGAUUUAAAAACAACUAUGUGUACUUUCCAAAGACUGAGACAAUAUGUGAUGCUCAGUUUUACUCAUUAUGGUAGCUGGUUUUAUUUUUCUGCAACUCCUUUUGUGGUUUUAUCAAAAGCAAAAGACGAUCGAGCAGUAAUAUCUCAUUAAUGAUGCAAACUAAACCAUCCAAAGCAAAGACGCUAUGAUUAUUAUCACUCAUGUUAUUUUAUUAAAGUGCAUCUCUGUGGGUAAAUUUCCAUAGAUUAAAAUCAAGCAUCGACAACAGCUGGGAUUGAGUCAAGAGCAUUAAUGCAGAUGAACUCUUUGCCUCUUUAUUUUUACUAUUGGUUUAAUUUGGUCACAUUGAAGGGGUUUUCAGCAUAAAUGGCAGUUUUAUAAAUUUUCUUGCAUUUGAAUACUUGAUAUUGUUUGGUUACUAUUGGUUGCAGAUUUUCAGUUUUCAUUUAUGCUUUUUCAGCUUAUAUAUCAAAUAUUGACAAAAGAGUAAUAUGUAAUCCAGGUAUAUCUGUAUAAUUAUUUACGUCUGAUGUGUUAUUUAGCUUUAAGAUAAACGCUGUUAAUACCUGUUUGUGACAGCUGUAGUUACAGCUUUUACUUGUGGCACAAUAUCUUCAUGUUGAAACCAAAUAGCCAAUUAUAUAGUCCACCCCUGGAAAAAGGCAUAAUAACAAGAUUAUAUUAUUAUCCUUUUUUUUAUUUGUUUGUUUGUUGGAUUUUAGUGGUUGACUUUGCUUUUAUAGUAAAUUUAAAUUUCUAGAGGUUUAAUGGAGAAAUAAGCUGUGAUUUUAUUGUGGUGGUUUGUUUUGAUGUUACAGUUUUUCUCUGUUAUUUUAUUUUCUUAAUUAGUUCAAAAGUUGUAUCUUUCAGAAAAAUUAUUUUUUGUGAAACACAAAAUGUUCAGUCAAACACAACAAGUUUUGUAUAGAGUUGUUUGAUGUAUCAAUGACAUCCAAAGACAGCUCAAAUGAUCUGUAACAUCUGUGUACAUUGUGCAUGUAAUUUUAUGUAGGAAAUAAAGCUGACUUUUGUGGGA
This is a messenger RNA of Maylandia zebra (zebra mbuna), 2402 nucleotides long. Its product is annotated as alpha-N-acetylgalactosaminide alpha-2,6-sialyltransferase 1. Gene Ontology annotation, molecular function: alpha-N-acetylgalactosaminide alpha-2,6-sialyltransferase activity. Lineage: Eukaryota; Metazoa; Chordata; Actinopteri; Cichliformes; Cichlidae. The record is from RefSeq and is a predicted model, not a curated record. Gene Ontology annotation, biological process: oligosaccharide biosynthetic process.